This is a messenger RNA of Pleurotus ostreatus (oyster mushroom), 2163 nucleotides long. RefSeq lists its product as uncharacterized. NCBI's taxonomy places the organism in Eukaryota, Fungi, Basidiomycota, Agaricomycetes, Agaricales, Pleurotaceae. The transcript has 5 exons. The record is from RefSeq and is a predicted model, not a curated record. Bases 1 to 2163 code for a protein of 720 amino acids.
AUGUCAGAAGAACAAACGACUGCUCCCUUUCUCGCUCAUUCCACUACCACCAUGCCUGGUCCAGGUGGCAAACGUUCCGCUAAAUCUCGCCAGAGCGGACGCUCGAGUGGUAGCGGGGCAUCGUCUACACCAGCAGCGUACAUAGGAGACAUCGACAACGCUGAUUCAUGGGACGCCAUCGUCCACACCAUGUGCGACGCUUUCCAUCUACCCAGUGUAGAUCUAACUACCAGGCACGGCCUCAAGAAGAUCCAUGCUGACUUCAAUAAUAUCCACCGGAGGCUCGAUCAGGCGUAUGUCUCCAAUAAAGGGAACGAUAAAAUCAUGGGGGGCGUUGUAGGUGUAUUUGCAAAGAUGUGCACCGACUCUAUACUACGAGAUAAGAUUAUUGAAGGAGGCUUCCUUGACCGACUGUUCCCUUUAUUAGAGUUCGAUUCAGCCCGUCACAUGGCCUUGCGAGCGUUGACCACUGUCACCCAUCAUGGUGGUGCUGAUUGCCGCGUCGCGAUAGCUCUUCAUUCUCCUACACUGGUCGCUCUGAUGGAGAGGUACCCUGAUGACUCCAAAAUCGCAGAACUCUGCAUCGUUACUUUGGCGCCCUGCGUUGCAGCCAUUGUAAGCAACCCGGAGCCCCCACCAUCCAGCACCAUCCGUGCAAUUGGCCUACAAUCGGUACUCCAAGUCACAGUCGAUAACAUCCGAAAACCCAAUAUCUCGCACUAUGCAGUCAAUCACGCUUACAGCUUGCUGGCCUCAUCGACCACACAUUGUCCCGAAAUUUGCAAUAGGAUUCCGUCGAUGAUCCGAUUCCUCGUCGCAGGACUCAGAAGCAAGGACUGGGUCGCUCGCUGCACCUGCCUCGGCGGUCUCAUCCGCCUGCACGCGAAGGGGGCGGAAGAAGACAGAUUGAUGCUGGAUCCCCAGCGGAUGAUUACCGCAUUCGAGCGAUUCCCGCAGCACGUCAAGGACAUCCUUGUGGCCUAUGGUGCCCCAAAAACCGAGUAUUUUAUGACCUUGUCGGCCAGCGUCGCCAACCAGAAGGCCUUCCUACAGUGUGCUCAAGAUCACGACAUCUACGGCUUGGGCCUAAAGCUCGCUGCGCUAAUUGUCAAGACCGAAUUCUCCAUCGCCCAAGGCGCGUUCCAGACCGAGAACCCGCGGACCGGGCGCAUGGAGAACGCAUCUUUAGGGCUUCCUUUUUCUAUGUGGUCCGAUGCCCUGCCCUUUUGCGCGAAGGCCAUUCGUGACAAAGGGAAGCCCGACGAGCAGCAUCUAGCCAAUAUCCUUGAAAUCAAGUCGUUUAUUUUGAAAGGCAGAAUACCAGAGGCCGUGACCCUUGCGCGCAAGGGGCUAGAAAGCAGGCCGGAUAUUGCAUAUUAUUAUUAUGCAAUUACGCUGUCCGCAAACGCCGAAGAAGGCCUCCGCGCUGCAAAGAAGGGGUUGAAGUGCGCGAAGAUCACACCUUUCCUUCGCUUCCAGAUGCUGCAGCGAGCGGUGGCUCACGCUGGGGACCUGGGCGUCAUAACACUCCAAGAUGCGCCGAUGGAUGGUGAUCAAAAAUGGGAAGAGGGGGUGACCUUCCUCACUAGUGCUUAUGAAGAUGCGAAGAUCUACCUAGAAGAAGCUCCUCCCGACAACCGCAACAUAAAGAAUGUUUCUUAUUGGUAUAUUCUCCUGACGCUGGUGAUCCGUGGAUCAGAGAUUGACUCCAGCUUGAGCGAAUUGAAGACUGUUUUUCGUAGGCUGAGUAUAGCUGACGAGAUUAGCACCAUCUUGUCAGCGCCGCCUCCAAAGACGAUGCUGCGACUAACACAGCAAACUGUGACGAAGUUGUACGCUGAUGCAGUGAAAGAGUGGGGGGAAGUCAUAUCGCGGUUUGACGAAGGAGCGACAGACCGACCUAUCGUUGCUGAGACCGUGGAAGAUGACUUAUCUGCAUGGUUGGAUGGUGCCCAAGAUGAUUGCGAAGAAGACGCCGCGCCCCAUGUAUUCUGUGGGCAUCCGAACGUCAACACGAAUCAUGUCAAACUUUACAGGUGUUCGUGGUGUGGCGCUCCGAGCGCUGCAUUGCGAAAAUGUGGGGGGUGUACGAAAGCUAGAUACUGUGAUUCUGGCUGUCAGAAAUCACAUUGGAAGGAUCACAAGAAGUCUUGUACGCGAUGA